Molecule: messenger RNA, 1672 nt
Organism: Culex pipiens pallens (northern house mosquito)
Lineage: Eukaryota; Metazoa; Arthropoda; Insecta; Diptera; Culicidae
Exons: 3
Coding region: 86-1381 (431 amino acids)
Source: RefSeq, a predicted model, not a curated record
ACCACCGGACCACAUCAUCGUCUCUUUCGACGUGGUGUCGUUGUUUACUAAUAUCCCUAAGUAUUUGGUCACCCACGAUAUAAUAAUGAGCUGGCCAGAAAUAUCCCCGCACACCAACAUCAGUCUGGACAUCUUCUUGGAGAUCGUGGAGUUCCUGAUCGACUCUUCGUAUUUCUGUUUUCAAAACAACUUCUAUACACAAUUGCUAGGGACAGCUAUGGGGAGUCCACUCUCACCAAUACUGGCAGAUAUCACCACAGAGACCCUUCUGUUGGUUGCCACCACAACAGCGAAGAUACCAGUGGACCACAUACGCAAGUACGUUGAUGAUCUGUUCCUGAUACUACACAGGGACCAGGUCGACGACGUGCUCAACGUAUUCAACCAAUACGACCCACACCUACAGUUUACGUGUGAAGUAGAAAAAGAGGGUAAACUACCUUUCCUGGAUCUACUAGUCAUACGCAACCCGGACAACACGCUUACUACCGAGUGGUAUGCUAAGCCCAUAUCCUCAGGCCGACUACUUAACUUUCACUCCAUGCAUCCGCUGGACCAGAAACUCGGCGUAGUGUCCAACUUUAUAGAUCGUGUGCGCACGUUCAGUACGGCUACCAACGUGGCCCAACAAAAUCAGCUGAUACUACAACAUUUGCGACGCAACGACUACCCUACACACUUGGUGAAGAGGAUGCUUCACCAACCCAUCCAGAGUACACCUACACGGACGGAAGACCCCCUAGCAGUCUACCGUUCCAUACCACUAAUCCCUGGUCUCUCAACAACCCUGAAACGCAUCAUUACACACAACAUUCCCCAUACCAUGGUCGCUACCAAAUCCAGACACACAAUCAAGCAGCUUCACAGCUCUGUGAAGGACCCUGUACCACACCUACAAAAACACAACGUGAUCUAUCAGAUACAAUGUCAGAACUGUGAGCAGUGCUACAUUGGGAUGACCACCAACAACCUGCGCCGGCGUAUGUACGGACACCAGUCCUACAUCAACGCCCUGGACAAGAAGCUGCUAGAAGGGUACCAAUACUCGGAUGUGGAGGUUCAACAGCUGCGGGAAAAGACCGCGUUGAUCGAACACUGCAUUCUACACCAGCACCGUUUCAAUCUGAAACAACCACACAUCAUCGACCAUAGCUACAAGACGUCCGCACUUCCCGUACUAGAGAUGUGCCACAUCACCACUACAUCCAACACGGUCAACCGCCGUACGGACACCGAUGGACUGAGCUGUGCAUACGCCAACUGCCUGUCCAUGGUCGGGUCCAGCAGGAGGAGACCUCCUAACACUAAUACUACCGCCAACCUGGCCCAGUCCCCCCUCACACCACUACACACUACCCCAACCCCACUGCCCAACCAAUAGUAUCAGUUUUCCCAAAUGUUUACACCCAAGUGCUCGUACGUUCGAUUUUUGCAUGCAUUAAGUGAUAAUUUGGCCUUUACCUGUACGAUCUUAAUGUUUGAACUGCAAACAACCGUUGUGCCCCCCCAACCUAUAACAAUUCCUCCGUUUAAUCAACGAUACUGGACAACGUUGAUUAUUGUCAAGCCCUGAAGAAGGUCCCAACCAAGGACCGAAACGUUGGCGACGACAAAAUAUAAAUCGACGCGUUUUACUGCGACUGCAAGCCGAAACAAUCUCUGUACGUUCUUA